This is a messenger RNA of Moneuplotes crassus, 1481 nucleotides long. The record is from the annotation of a GenBank genome assembly. Lineage: Eukaryota; Ciliophora; Spirotrichea; Euplotida; Euplotidae.
UUCAACUGGGUUAUUGACCUAAAUCUUUAUAAAUUUUACAAAAAUGGAAACUAGAGAAGUUUUAAUGGAGCCUAAGCUAUCCAAAAGUUUUAAUUCCUCAAGAGGAAAGUAUGGUAAUGCACCCACAGACCAUAUGCAGUAGGCAAGAAUGAUGAUACUUGUAGGAAAAAACAACUUUUUAAAAACAUGAUAUUAGAGAAUAGCCAAUAUUUGGUCAGAGGUAACUCCAAAGGAGCCACAUUCCGGCUUAAACAGAUCAGUAAUGAGAGAGAUAAUCAACCAGGGUCGAUCAGAAGAUCUUGAGAGCACAUUCCUAAAGAAUUAGUCGUUGAUUUGAGCUUUGCUGAUACAAAAUUCACCAAAGAUAAACUACCCGAUUUUAAAUAAGAUGAAAAGCAAGGAAGGAUUCAAAUUUGCGAUUAAAAACUACACAUCAAUUCCAAUAAAUUUUCCUGAAAAGAGAGUAAAAGUGCAAAGUGUGGAUUACCCAAGCCAUUUUGACCCACAGAAGAUUAAAAUGAAGCAUAAGAAAGAGACCCUCAAUCAGUAUGCUUUGAAAAGAAAAAUCCAUGAAAAGAUAUAACAAAGAAUCUGAGAGCUAGAAAUUCUAUCCGUCAGACACUCAGAACUGAGAGCAAGAAAGUUGCCAAGAUCAUCGAGAAGAGUUCCCAAGAGAAGCAGGAAGGCCGGAGGGUAGAAGACAGUGAGAGGUCACCGUCAAUGUUGAAUUGAAUUACCCAGUCUGUUUCACCCUCAGAGUUCAAGCUUAGAGAACCUAAAAGAGUUGACCUAACAGUUCAAUUACCUGCUCUACCUUCGCCAAUAUCAGGGUCCCCGAUGUUUUCUCCAUUGGGCAGAAAAAUAUUGAAAAUAGAACAAAAGAAGAUUUCUCUUAAGAAAGAUGUGAUGCAAAAGAGCAUACUUGAGUUUAUACAAAGAGGGAAACAGAAUUCUUUCAACUGUAAAUCCCUCCUGCAAUAAUUCUUAGACCAAAAAGCAAAAGUUUUCCUUGACAAGAAACACAUGAAUCAUGUCUAUAUUAAACAGAGGCUUAAGUAACUCGUGAUAAUCCCUACAGGAGGCCGAAUGAGGCUGGUAUAAGUCUGAAACAGAAUCAGAAAUCAAUAAGACACCAUCGAAAGUUUAGCACAAUAGAACCUCAAUCUAGCAAACCAGAGGAAGAAAGCAAGGUUGUGAUUGUAAAAUCAAAACCGUUACAAGAAGUCCCAAAGCAUCAUCCUAAGCAGAAUUCAUGUAGUCUAACUCGUGACCUUGGGAAGAAGAGUCAUGGAUCUUUAAAGCAAAAUAUUCAUAAAACCAAGAUAAAGGCCAAAAAUAGAAUUAAUCAACAGAAAAUUGCUAAAAUAAGCCCAAAGAAUCCUCAGAUAGAGAACCAUGGCAAUGCUAAGGCAAAGCCUUGCUUCCCUUUACCCACUAACCUAUCCCGAUGGUCUAUCUCUUCCUCGUCAACCUCGCUCAAC